Messenger RNA from Thlaspi arvense, 918 nucleotides. The record is from the annotation of a GenBank genome assembly. Lineage: Eukaryota; Viridiplantae; Streptophyta; Magnoliopsida; Brassicales; Brassicaceae.
AUGGAUGUCAAAACUGAAGAAUAUCUAAUGAGCCAUGGCCCAUGGAAAGAGUGGAAGAUGAACUUCAAGAACGCCAAAGUUCCCAAAGGUCCCGGUGGUGGUGUGAUAUCUGCGGUGCUUGUUGGUGGGCUCGCCCUUUACGGCGCCACUCACACUUUGUACAAUGUCGAAGGAGGGCAUCGAGCCAUUGUCUUCAACCGCCUUGUUGGUAUCAAAGACAAGGUUUACCCUGAAGGUACCCACUUUAUGAUCCCGUGGUUCGAAAGGCCAAUCAUUUAUGAUGUUCGUGCUCGACCUUAUCUCGUUGAGAGUACAUCCGGGAGCCGUGAUCUGCAGAUGGUUAAGAUUGGACUUCGGGUUCUCACUCGUCCCAUGGCUGACCAAUUGCCAGAGGUGUACCGUACCCUUGGCGAGAAGUACAGCGAGAGAGUUUUGCCUUCUAUCAUCCACGAGACCUUGAAAGCUGUGGUUGCUCAGUACAACGCAAGCCAGCUUAUUACUCAGAGAGAGGCGGUGAGUAGGGAAAUCAGGAAAAUCUUAACCAUGCGGGCUGCUAACUUCAACAUUGCGCUUGACGACGUCUCCAUCACGGGCUUGACGUUUGGAAGGGAGUUCACGGCAGCCAUAGAAGCAAAGCAGGUGGCAGCUCAAGAGGCCGAGCGUGCAAAGUUCAUCGUUGAAAAGGCUGAACAGGACAAGAGAAGUGCUGUUAUUCGCGCUGAGGGAGAAGCUAAGAGUGCUCAGCUCAUAGGCCAAGCGAUCGCAAACAACCAAGCCUUCUUAACGCUGAGGAAGAUUGAAGCCGCUAGAGAGAUUGCACAGACCAUCUCAAAGUCUGCCAAUAAGGUCUACUUGAGCUCCGACGAUCUGCUGCUUAACCUACAGGCCAUGGACCUUGAUUUGAAGGCGAAGAAGUAG